Messenger RNA from Mesorhabditis belari, 612 nucleotides. NCBI's taxonomy places the organism in Eukaryota, Metazoa, Nematoda, Chromadorea, Rhabditida, Rhabditidae. The record is from the annotation of a GenBank genome assembly.
AUGAACAGCACUUUCACGUUUGGGGAUCGUCAAGCCGGUUACAUGAAUUCUUCAGCUCCUUCUCGUUAUCGGCAAAAUUACCACCGAAGGAACUAUGCACGAGCUCCACAAAUUUGCAAAAACCCGGCUCUCUUCAAGACAACGCUAUGCGACUAUUAUGUUACUGGAGCCGACUGCAAAUUUGGAGAGGAUUGUUGGUAUGCUCACGGAGAGAAGGAUCUGCGAACUUCGUGUGAAAACGAGCAAUACUUUGCAGCUCAACAAAUGGCCACACAUUACCGAAAACCAAUCCAGCCCAUUCAAAAGCCAAGGGAAUCCCAAUGCAAAACUUUGCUGCCUCUGCGUGAGAAUCUUGUCUCGGAACCACAUCAAGAAAAAGGCAUCCCUCCAGCUUCAUUCAAAGCCGAGUACGCAGAAGACACUGUCAUCUUCAUGCCUAUCAAAUGCAGAUCGAUUCACCAAGCCGGGGUUAUUGCUCAAGCUGAGGAAGGGAUGACAGAAGUCGAAAAGAGCAGCCGUCGCACGUCGGCCCAAUUCUCUGCCACUUUUUCGAGCUCGUCUGAAUCGGGACUCUUUUCACCAGCGUAUCCAUUCAAUCAAAGCUUCAAUCUG